AACGAAACCAUAUUGUAUCAUUAUUAUUAGUAUAUAUGUAGUGUAGGAUUCUCUUGUUCUUGUAAUUAAGGUAUUAUUUCAAGUUUAUGUUUAAACAACUAAUUAAUUCCACUUGGUUCUAUUUUGUCUUUUGUUUCUUUCUUCUCCAAACCUCCCAACUACAAAAAUAUUCCCUCUUCCUCUGACGGAGCUGGCGAUGACAUCAAAAACACGCAACACGCUCCUUUUAUUGACUUCAAAACCCGCUUGCUUCAUACUUGUACCUCUCUACUCCUUUUUCUUUUGUGCAUUGAAUCUUGGUGGUGGUGGUGGAGGUGGUGGUGGUCAGCUUUCAUUCCUCAGACCUUAUGCCAUUCACGUGAUCUGAUCAAUGCUUUAGCUUUGCUCUCUCAUUUAUAUACCCACUCUCAGUACGUAUAGGUGAAAUCUUGGGGUUGAGGUUGCAGGCGAGGGUGGAAUUAGAGAGAGGAGCAACAACAUUGGUGGAGCUCUUGGCGGAGAGGAUGGACGGGGUUGGUCGCUCGCUGAGAAGGCCGAGUCUGAAGGAACGGCUGGGAUUGAAGGGUUUGGGUUGUUGUGGGGCGACGUGGGGCGUCGGCCCUACCACCAUAAGCGUGAGGGAUGGUGACGAAGAAGAUGGAGGUCCGCUGAGCCCACCAACCGAGGUUAUUAACGUGGCCCAGGAACCGAUUGAAAAUGCGCCAGCACCGCCGUGUGUGGUUGUGGUCCAAUCUCCGGUGCCCGCAGGGAUGAACUUGGCGGCGGCGUUGGCGGCUGAGAGACAGUUGAGGGCGGUGGUGGACUCGGACAACGGAGGAGCUAUUCUCACACCAAGGCCCAAUAGCAACGGCGAAAGAAGCCCGACUCCUGCGCCGGCAAUAACCGCACCGGGGACACCGUCGAGAGUGUCGUUGAUGAGAUUGCUAGAGGAAACGGACGGCUACGAUGGAGAGAUGAACAAGAAACAGGAAGAAGAUCAUAGGGAAGGGAGUGAUUCGGUGUGCUGCGUGUGCAUGGGAAGGAAGAAGGGUGCAGCAUUCAUACCAUGUGGGCACACUUUUUGCAGAGUGUGCUCUAGGGAGUUGUGGUUGAACCGAGGGUCUUGCCCCCUCUGCAACCGUCCAAUUCUUGAGAUUCUCGACAUAUACUGAGAUCAUCAACAAAGAAAUUAAAGACAACUGUUUCUGGAAACCUGCAGAGUUUAGUGAAAUUGAGACACUUUGUCAAAAAAGCUCCAACGAGCCCAUCAUUGUUCAGACGCUUCUCCACCCACACAAUAUGUAAUUUCUCAAACUUCCAUUACAUUCUCAAUUUUCUCAAUCAAACUAAAAAUUGAUCAAUCA
This is a messenger RNA of Sesamum indicum (sesame), 1343 nucleotides long. RefSeq lists its product as uncharacterized. The record is from RefSeq and is a predicted model, not a curated record. NCBI's taxonomy places the organism in Eukaryota, Viridiplantae, Streptophyta, Magnoliopsida, Lamiales, Pedaliaceae.